CCAUUGUGUGUAUUUUGUGUUCUCAUACUUUUUAUUAUUAUCUAAUUAGGUAACAAAUAAUUAUUUCAACGAAUAUACAAUAUGUAUUUUAUUUAAUACACAACAUUGAUCUCAUUAGAAGGAACAGUAACAUCCAUAUUUACUGUUGAUAAACGCUAAUACAAUAUUACAAGAAAAUGAUAGUGUCACAGCUCUGUCGGUGUACACAGCCACUGCGGACAGCACACACCAGACUCCUGGUGCCAACCAGGAGUGGCAUCAAUGGAAACCUGAUCACAAGACAGCUAGUCACACCUGCCAGAUAUGGCAAUUCUAGAAUAGGCUAUAAAGGUUUAAGGAUAAGUGAAAUAAUCAAGUCAAGCGGCAUCAUAGCCAGGUUCUGCUCCAGUGCUCCGAAGCCGAAGACCCCUAAAGUGGUGGGGUACUGGCUGCUGGGCUGCAGCGGGAUGGUGUUCACCGCCGUCGUGCUAGGUGGAGUAACUCGUCUUACGGAGUCCGGACUGUCGAUGGUGACGUGGAAGCUGCUCGGGGAGAAGAUGCCCAGGACCGAGGAGGAGUGGCAGCGGGAGUUCCAGAAAUACCAACAGUACCCAGAGUUCAAAUAUAAGAACCAAAGCAUCACACUGUCAGAGUUCAAAUGGAUCUGGUUCAUGGAGUUCGCUCACCGCACUUGGGGGCGUGCCAUCGGAGCGGUGGUGUUGCUGCCGUCUGCCUUCUUCUGGCUGCGAGGGUACCUCGACCGCGGGAUGAAGGUCCGAGUGGGAGUCUACUGCGCGCUUGUGGCUGCACAGGGUCUCAUGGGCUGGUACAUGGUGAAGUCAGGACUGGAAGACCGCUUCCAGGGACCUUCGGACGUGCCUCGCGUGUCUCAGUACAGGCUUGCAGCCCACCUCGGUCUCGCUUUCAUCCUGUACUCGGGAUUAUUAGCUGGAGCCCUAAGGGUGCUUCGGCCCUUCCCUCCGAUGUCUGUUCUCCAGAAGGGUGUGAAGGAAUUGAAGAAAAUGACCAUUUUAGCACAUAGUGUUAAAGCGCUGGCGUUUUUCACAGCUCUUUCAGGUGCGUUCGUGGCGGGCCUAGACGCAGGGCUGGUGUACAACUCAUUCCCAAAAAUGGGCGACCACUGGGUGCCUGAUGACAUCCUGGCGAUGAGCCCGACGCUGCGUAACCUGACGGAGAACCCCACCACGGUGCAGUUCGACCACCGAGUGCUGGGGACCGCUACUCUGACGGCGGCGUCGCUGGUGUGGCUGCACGCGCGCAGGGCUCCGCUGUCGGCCCCGGCCGCCAGGGUGGCCGCCGCCGUCGGAGCCAUGGCCUGGCUGCAGGUGACGCUGGGCGUGUUGACGUUGCUGCAUUUCGUUCCGACGCCUCUGGCCGCCAGUCACCAGGCCGGCUCCCUCACACUCCUCACACUCGCCAUCUGGCUCACGCACGAGAUCAAGAUCCUCAAGUUCAUACCCAAGUGAACACUAUUCCAAUUGUAUUAAGGCGCAUUUUGUUAUAAUUAUAAUA
This is a messenger RNA of Achroia grisella, 1512 nucleotides long. Its product is annotated as cytochrome c oxidase assembly protein COX15 homolog. Lineage: Eukaryota; Metazoa; Arthropoda; Insecta; Lepidoptera; Pyralidae. Bases 177 to 1466 code for a protein of 429 amino acids. The record is from RefSeq and is a predicted model, not a curated record. Gene Ontology annotation, cellular component: mitochondrial inner membrane. The transcript is spliced from 8 exons. Gene Ontology annotation, molecular function: oxidoreductase activity, acting on NAD(P)H, heme protein as acceptor. Gene Ontology annotation, biological process: heme A biosynthetic process.